AUGCCCACUGUGCUUCAUCGAAAAGGUCUAUUCACCGCCAGUGCAUUACUGAAUGUAAAAAAUCAUGCAACAAAAGUAUUAAUCAUCAAUGCAAAUAAUCGUCAAUUUACUUUAUCGAAACAUACAAAAUUGGGUACAAUAGCAUUCCAGACUGAAUCAAUAAUUUGUUAUACAAUUGCAUCUAAACCAAUAAAAGGGAAUGUUCGUUUUCGCACGGACAAAUUCCGUGAAUUAAAUGAUUUACAUGUACAUCUGCGUCAACAAUGUUAUCCAACACAAAUUCGUGAACAUAUUGAUACAAUGACGAAGCAUAUCGAAAACGAGGAUCUACAUGAACAAUUACAAGGUAUUUUAUGGAAAAACGGGCGCUUAUUUGACACACAACCAUCAGUGAUAAAUUACACUUUGGAAGGUGCCAUAAACACGGGUAAUCAUCCUCCUAUUCACAUACCACCGUAUAGGCAAUCGGGGAAAGAUCAACAACGUAUACAAGAUGAAACGGAUAAAUUAUUGAAACAAGAUAUUAUCGAACCAUCGACAUUCCCGUGGUCCAGUCCAGUCGUAUUGGUACCAGUCAUUCCCAAGGGUAAAAUACGAAAAAGUAUCAUGCAGAUAUAUCAUGAUACUCGUGCCAAUGGCUCACAUUUCGCCCGUGAUCGUACAUUAAAGACAAUACGUGAACGUUAUUUUUGGUCAGGGAUGAACAAAGGCAUACGAAAAUAUGCACGAAUAAUGUCCUGA
Molecule: messenger RNA, 741 nt
Organism: Didymodactylos carnosus
Lineage: Eukaryota; Metazoa; Rotifera; Eurotatoria; Philodinida; Philodinidae
Source: the annotation of a GenBank genome assembly